CCCUACUUCCCUCAGCUGCCCUUUACCCUCCUCGGCAGAUCCUGCUAGUGAUUUCAGAAAAACAUUAUCCUCAAUCUUAAUCGACCCUCCAACAUCGCUAUCAUGUUCUCUCGAUUCUUCGCCUCUCUGUUCCUCGUCUGUGCUCUCAUCGCUCUCAUGGUCCCCUUGACGAGCGGCGCGCCCACACCUACCAAGCAACUUCGCCAGUUCAGCUAUAAAGACACUCAAGUGAAGAGGGCUGGUGGUGUUCCCGCCGGUAAUCAAAACCUUGCUCGGUCCCCCCAACCAUCCCACGCUCGUCGCUCUAACCCUUCAUACGUCCCUCGUUCCGGCCCUUCGUAUGUCCCUCGCUCUGGCCCUUCAUACGUCCCUCGUUCCGGUCCUUCCUACGUCCGACGAGAGCCUGAGCCUGCCGCUGCUACGCAACUUCCCUUCGAACACUGAACCUUUUCUUUUCAUUCGUACACUCACCCAUCCUACGACUUUACCUUCUUUGUAUAUACCUACCUCAUUUGCACACUGCUCAGGAUCUGGACAUCAGUAGACUGUAGACAUAGACACUCGAUAUUGGCAUAGACACUCGAGACUGGUUUUCAACGGAUAAUCAAUUUGAACUUUGCGUUUACCAUUAUAUUUUGAGCUUUCGGGCAACUUUCGGGAAUAUCUUUCUCAAA
Molecule: messenger RNA, 674 nt
Organism: Laccaria bicolor S238N-H82
Lineage: Eukaryota; Fungi; Basidiomycota; Agaricomycetes; Agaricales; Hydnangiaceae
Exons: 2
Coding region: 103-444 (113 amino acids)
Source: RefSeq, a predicted model, not a curated record